GCCAAAAGAAAUAAGGAAUGUUGGGAAGAUUGUCAAGAUGGGGAAAAGCUCAGCAUCGCUUGCCCUGCCCCAAAGGCGAGCAGAAUGUGGUCACACCGUGUUCUGCAUCCAUAAAGGAGUCAAGACAUUCUCUUUCUGUAGGAGAAAAAACCUGUUGGUGACAGGUGGGGUGGAUCGAAUCAUCAGGUUCUGGAAUCCUUAUCUGCCAGGAAAACCAACAGGUAUGCUGAGAGGCCACAUGGCGCCUGUGAUGUAUGUACACAUAUCUUCUGAAGAAAGCAAAGUAUUUUCCAUGUCUGCUGAUAACACUGUCAAGAUCUGGGAUCUGGAGACCCAUGGUUGCUGCUUUACAGCUUCUUCCAAAGCCAGUGGUAUCAAGGGAGAACUUGCAGCUUGUCUCUACCUCUCUGGACCAAGAGCUCUGUGUGUGGCCACCGAUGCCCUGGCUUUUCUUCACCUGAAAGUGGGAUCUGUCCCAGAGCCCCACCUGGUACGCUCGCACCAAGAGCCGGUGGUAUGCUGCAGGUACAACCCAGCCUUCAGGCAUGUGGUCAGCUGCUGCGAAGCAUCCGUCGUGAAAGUGUGGGACUUUGAAACUGGAAGACAGGUGUCUGAAUUUAUUGGGACUCAUGGCAAUGCUGGUAUCACCUGUCUGACUUUUGACUCCAGUGGAAGAAGGCUCGUCACUGGGGGCAGAGACGGCUGUCUGAAAAUAUGGAGCUACAACAAUGGACACUGUCUUCACACCCUUCAGCAUGAUGAAAAUCAAAGUGAAGUCUGUGAUUGUACCUACAUGGAGGUGAACCAAAAUAGGUGUGUCAUAGCUGUUGGAUGGGACAGAAGAAUAAAUGUGUAUUUUGACAUACCUUGUGAUUUUCAUCACUUCUGGAAGCCUCAACCCCACUGGCAGGAUGACCUGAACCAUGGCCACAAAGAGGACAUCCUCUGUGUGGCUCAGUGCCCGCCUUUUCUUCUGGCCACCUCCAGUUAUGAUGGAGAGAUAAUAGUGUGGAAUGUCAUCUCGGGCCACAUGUACUGCAAGCUGAACCCUCCCAGCCCCAUGGAUGGCCAGGACCAUAGAGAAGGCCCAGACAGAAGUGUUUCCCAACUCGCCUUCCUAAAGACUCGGGCAACAAAGUUGGACUCUGCAUCUGCUUCUCUCAUAAGCAAUGGGCCCAGAGGUUCUGUCACUUUCUGGAAACUCUUUAGUGAGGCUGGCCUCAUUGCAAACUUCACCCCGUCUAGAGGGAAAGCCCAGGUGAGCAGCAUCGUGGUGACAUCAGAAGACACACUCAUCUAUCUGGCUGACCAUCAAGGCUUUGUACAUGUCUAUGACAUUCAGGAGUAUGGUCUCCAGGGACCAGAGCUUCAGGCACCCAACACAGUGACAUCCUGGAGGGCUCAUGUCGGCAUGGUAACAUCUCUGGAGCUGAUAGAGGGAGAUGGCAUCUUACUGUCCUCCUCCCUUGACUGCACUGUGAGCCUGUGGAGCAAAGACGGCGCGUACAUCGGGACCUUUGGGCAAAAUCACCCCUGGGAUGUUUUCACUCCUGCCUCCUGGAGUCACCCAAGAGUUCCCUUUGAGAUUCUGACAGAUCCUCAGAGCAUGCCCACCCACCUGGUACUGGAAACAGAUGCUCCUGAUGGGUGCUCUGGAGGAUGGCCUGAGCAGGACAAUGUGAUGGAGAAGAAGGUCCUGUCUGAGACUGAAAAGGCCCCUAACCCUCCUCCCUCAGAAGGACCCAUUGUUGAAGCGGAGGUGAAAGAAGAUAAAAGCCAAUGGUCUGCGUUUUGCCCUGGCAGACUGCUACCAGCAGUCAGAAAGCCUCGCUGGAAGAUGCCUGAGCUCAAAUGGCCCAGCAUUUACCAGGCCCUCCAGUGCCACGAGGUUGCCCGUGUGUCUGCUCUCGGGGAGAAGCCAGAUCUGUCCAUCAUUGGCUCUGAUAUGUUCAACAUCAGUUUCCGAAGCCAGGAAAGAGGAGCGGAGCUUCUGGGAAGGAAGGAACUCUCACCCUGGAGCAGUUUCUUGCCUGAGUGCUAA
Phodopus roborovskii (desert hamster) is the source of this 2041-nucleotide messenger RNA. RefSeq names its product WD repeat-containing protein 49. The transcript has 18 exons. The record is from RefSeq and is a predicted model, not a curated record. NCBI's taxonomy places the organism in Eukaryota, Metazoa, Chordata, Mammalia, Rodentia, Cricetidae. The coding region runs from base 38 to 2041 and encodes 667 amino acids. Gene Ontology annotation, molecular function: protein binding.